This is a messenger RNA of Rotaria sp. Silwood2, 1440 nucleotides long. NCBI's taxonomy places the organism in Eukaryota, Metazoa, Rotifera, Eurotatoria, Philodinida, Philodinidae. The record is from the annotation of a GenBank genome assembly.
AUCUCUUCGAAAAAGAACGGUCUGUUUAUACAGUUUGUGAAUGCAGCUUUCACAAGAUUCGUUCAUUUUUGACUGAACAUAAACAAAUAUUUAACAAAAUUAGUCGAAUAAAAUAGACUGAAUACUGUUUAACUCUUUAGUUUUUAUUAAAAAACUUCUCAUUUGUAGCUUUUCUAUACAAAAUCCGGUAUUGUUGGUCGAAUAUGUACCAAAACUGAAAGAGUAGAAUCCAUGGAAGAACAACAGGAAGAUCGUAUUGAACAGAAUUUUGAAACAAAAAUAACAGCGGGAGAAAGACUUGAACGUGAACAAAUUUACCAGAGACAAAUAGAAACAAUUCGAGUGCAUGAAAAAAUUCCUGAUGAUGAAUUACAACAUUCAGAAUUAAACUGCAAUGAUCGCGAUUUCCAAUAUCAGGACGAUGCAUUUGCAGACAAUCAAGAAGUCAAAUAUCACGAUGAAUCUCCCGAAGAUCAACAAGUUGAAAACAAAGAAGAAAAACAGCAGGAUGAUUCAACCGAACCUGAGGGUCAAUUCGGCGAGGGAAGCGAACAAGAAAACAAUGAUCAAGUUUCUGAACAUCAGCUGUCAUCCAUAGAAGAAAAUCGUACAGAAGAAACUGACUCUCAUUUGAAAUAUUUUCGAUUAUCUAUUGAACGUUGGCUGGAAAAAGCACAGAAUGGCAAUGCAAACUUCGGUAAUCUUCCACCAUUUACGUUAACUGGUGAUAUAAACGAUGCUCCAUUCGAAAAUCCAUAUCUAAACGAAAAUCCAUGGUGGGUAAGAAAUGGAUAUAUCGAACUUGAUGAGCAUGAUGAACAGGAUAAUGACCAUUUUGACGAUUCAACUGAUUAUGUUGCAGCAUCACGACACGUCAUAGGUUCAUGGCCUACAUACGAUGAAGCUCAUGGUCACUUUCAAAAUUUGAUUAAUCGAGAUGCUCUAUUCUCCACAAAGAGGGGACUACUUCGCCUCCAAAUGGAAGAGAAUAAUCAAUCGAAUGAGAUUCAUGAGCAAGAUAAAAUAGAAAAAGACAAAAUCAAAAAUUUUCCAAAUUUUACUACUGGAUUAAAACGAGGCAAACGUGCUUGGGAUAUCAGUGAAGAUAAAAAACUACUGAAAGAAUACAAAAGAAGGUUGAAAAAAGAAAAAGGAAAAUAUAGACAUUCAGAAUCCGAACUCUGGGAACGAAUAUUUGAAAGAAGAUUAAAAAUAUUUACUGAUAUUAAAGAAAAUCGAAUAGAUGAAAACUUACCCAGUGUACAAGGUUACAAUGAUAAAGAAUUAAAAACACGAAAUGAAAUAAGAAAACUCAAUGAAUUAGACAAUACGAAUAAUCCACGUUGGAAAAGAAGACGACGUGAUCCUCACUUACAAAAAUUUAUUCAAAAGAAGAUUCAAAAUAUAAUCGAAUUUAAAAGACUAUGUGAAGCAAAUUAG